AUGUGGCUCCGCGACAGCGCCAACCAGCUUCAGUCGUACAAGCCCAUCCUCGGCCUGCGCUCUGCCGGCAAGGCCAACGGCAUCGCCUCCCUCUACCGCGGCGCCAUCAACCUCCAGGCCCGCUAUAUCCGCAAGUAUCCCUACUGCAACUCCUUCCAGCCCCCCCCCGAGGCCAAGAUACCGCCCAAGCAUGCGAAGCGCGACAUCUCGAAGCGAGCCGAUGUCGUCAACCCGCCCUACGAUCCCAACGUCGUCUUCGAGUGCAAGUACGAGCUCGACUCGCUCGCCGCUUUCCUCCAACUCUCCUGGGACUACUUCGAAGUCACCCGAGACCUUGACUUCUUCCUCAAGUUUCACUGGGCCGACGCCGUCAAGACCAUCCUCCAGCUGGCGAGGGACAUGAGCAACGGGACGUACGGGCCGGACGGCCAAGUCCUCAAGUCGCCCUACACAUGGAUUCGCGACGCCAACAGCGCCACCGAGGUCGUCUCCAACAGCGGCACCGGCAACCCUGUCGCGGGAAACCUGGGUCUCGUCCGCAGCUUCUUCCGUCCCUCUGACGACGCCACCAUAUUCCAGUACCUUAUCCCCGCCAACAUGAUGUUCUCGCGCUUCCUCAAAGCCUGCGUCGACAUCAUGAACUCGAUUGACAAGACAGUGGCCGCCGAGAUGAGCCAGCUCGCCGAGAGCAUCACCGCCGCCGUCAACGAGCACGGCAUCGUCGACCAUCCCGAGUAUGGCCAAAUGUACGCCUACGAGGUCGAUGGCUUCGGCUCCUCCAACCUCAUGGACGAUGCGAACAUCCCCUCGCUCCUCAGCAUCCCCCAUCUCGGCUACAAGCCCGCCUCGGACGCGGUCUAUAAACGAACCCGCGACUUUGUCCUCAGCAAUUCCAACCCGUACUUUGGCUUCGGACCGGUCCUCAACGCUACCGGCGGUCCUCAUCUUGGCCCCGGCAUGGCGUGGCCCAUGGGCGUCAUCAUGCAGACCAUGACUUCCGACGAUGACGACGAGAUUGUCCACGGCAUCAAGCAGCUCAUGGCCUCUACCAGCGGACUCGGGCUCAUCCACGAGUCGGUCAAUACCCACGACGACACGAAAUGGACGAGACCCUGGUUUGCCUGGGCAAACGGUCUAUUUGGCCAAAUGAUUCUGGAUCUCGUCGAGAGAAAGCCUCAGCUUCUGCUCAAGAGCUUCCAGAAGUAG
Drechmeria coniospora is the source of this 1206-nucleotide messenger RNA. RefSeq lists its product as uncharacterized. The transcript is spliced from 3 exons. NCBI's taxonomy places the organism in Eukaryota, Fungi, Ascomycota, Sordariomycetes, Hypocreales, Ophiocordycipitaceae. The record is from RefSeq and is a predicted model, not a curated record. Gene Ontology annotation, biological process: carbohydrate metabolic process. The coding region runs from base 1 to 1206 and encodes 401 amino acids.